Molecule: messenger RNA, 255 nt
Organism: Linnemannia hyalina
Lineage: Eukaryota; Fungi; Mortierellomycota; Mortierellomycetes; Mortierellales; Mortierellaceae
Source: the annotation of a GenBank genome assembly
AUGAAAAGUAUCAUCACCAUCAUCGUCGCUAUCGUUGUCGCCGCCACUACCACUGUUGCUGCUACUUUUGUCCGCUGCAUUACCACUGACUCUAUACAAUCUGUAAUCGCCAGUAUGGUCCUCAUCAUCUUUGCCAUCACGUUCAAUAUCACCCUCUUUACCGAGUCUAACACCAACCUCACCUUCAAGUCCAUCAAGAAGCUCUCUGCCAAAAUCAACAUAGCUUUGGAGAGGUGCAAGCCCAUGUACAGCUGA